CGAAUUCCUAAUAGACUAUACUGUUGAAAAGAAGUGAAACAUUUGGGAGAUCUCGAGAUAUUUUGUAUAGGAUUUAAAGUACAAGAAGCAGUAACAAUCUUCAGAAGUGUUACUUUGCUAAAAGAACCCUUUUAUUGGAGAGUUUGACCAAGGCGUUUAACCUUCACAGAACGACAUCAUGGAGCAACCUCUUGAUUUAAGCCAAAACAGUGACUCAAACAAACGAAGUGAAUACAACAUGGACGUCGAGGAACCAAUUUGUCAAUACCCAAAUUGCUCCUGUCCCCUCAAACACAUCACCACGCUGGAGAGCCCCAAACACAGACAAAGUCCCCCCAGGACGGAACAUUACAUGCCCCACUCCAGCGUCAUGGAAGGUCCGUACGACGUACGACAUGAUGGAAUUAACUAUGAUGGCGGUCUAGGAAAAAGGACAUAUAUGGAUGAAUGUGCAAACACUAACUUUUACCAUCCUAAAAGGCGAAAGAUUGAGAUGUACAAACAAAGAAUCGCCAGAUCCACUUCUGAGAACAGCUUGUCGUCUUAUGAUGAUCCCUAUUCAACUUUAAACGUUGAUUAUCAAGGCUACGCUCCUAACGGAAAUAUACCGUACCCUAGUCAGGAGAAGAAUAGCGAAUUAUUCUGCAAAACCAGAUCAAUUAAUACACCGACCACGAUAGCAGGAGAAGAAAUGUCCAUGGAGGGAAUGUAUCACCCUACAACGAAUGAUGACGAAUACCGCGAGAGAAGCUACAGCACAAGUCACAUUCAAAGAUUACCAAAGAAGCGCCAGUAUACAAGGCAGUACUCAAAUAAUUCUUCAUCUCAGCAAAUGUCUCCACGUCCGUCACAAAGCAGCGGUCACGUUACUCCACAAUCUCAGCGUCACCCAUAUCAGCGUAGCAAGCCGGCGCCAAGCGCCACAGUCACCAGCGAAAAGGAGGGGAAAGAGAACAACAAAGAGACAGCUAGCUCAAUAAAAGCAGACAUGAUACGGGAAAUAGACAAUUGCCCGGAUACAGACGAUGUUGCGACAUUCCGGAAACAACUGUUUGAAAAUAUCGUGCAGAGUGCCAAACAAGCGAGAGAGGCGAAGCUUAAGUGCAACAAUACCGGUGGCGGUCUGGUGGCGUUAGAUUACUUAAUCUCCAAAAAUGUGCUCCACAGUGAGGAUAAACCAUUCAAGGCUAGGAAUAACCAUAUCCAACAGAUCAUCCGAGGCGAAAAGCCCGGAAAAUUGUGUUUAAUGGACAUAGUCGAAUUACAAGUCGAGAUAGGAUUAGCUUAGAUAGAUAUAUAUUGAAUUUAUCUUGACAAUCGUCUCACUUUUAUUGCAUGAAAUUGUCAUCCUCUAUAAUGGACGUUUUGUCGUCAAAGAGAGAGUGAGCUUGGUAGAUUUGAAUCCUGAAAAAAUGUAGAAUAGAGUUUUACAUCUAGCAGCACUUAAAGUGCUUUGCUAGAUGGAAUUCGAUUUAAUUUUAUGUAGUUAAGAAAAUUAUGAAAUAUAGACAAAAAUAUAUUUAAAAAAAUAUUGGGAUAGAUCCCGUUUUAGAAAAUUGUGUGUUGUAAACAAAAUAUUUAUUACAAAUGUUGUACAAGUGAUGUCUGUGUUUUGUUAAGCUAUGAAGUUCGAAUGGUUCAGUGGUUAGAUGAUAGCAUCAGAUAUAUGUGGGAAUGGUGGAUCUAAAAUAUUCUUACAUCUUCUACCAACAAGCAACAUACAUAUAGACUUUUUUUCAAAUUCCAGGAAGCUUGCAUUUCUCUUACCAAAUUGUUUUAUCACAACUGUAAAUAUAAAAACACACUUUUUUGAAAAAUCUAAAUUUUGAUAUCAAAAUUAUAAGAAAAUUUUAACAAAAGUAAAUUAAUUGUAAGAAAUGUUUAGAAUAUUUACGAAUUUUCACGGAUUUACGACCGUGAUUUUCUGUAUAUUUUUGGAGUCUUUAUACUUCCGGUGAGAGGUGAGUAUCGAGUAUCCUUAAAGAAAUCCUAUGAAGUAAGAAAGGGACAGAUGCUGAAAACAAGAUUUUGAGUUAGCUCUAUAAAAGGGAGAGUCCCAUUUUUGUGUCAUGAAUGGAUUUUUGCUUUGUUGCUCACUUAGUGAGGAUGCUAGUGGCGGUUAUCUCUAAAUAACAGCUUUACAAAGUGCAUUGGUAACUUGUCAUUUUGCAAUAUACGAUCUGUGAUGUAUGAGUUUAUAUAAUCAGAAACCCAGAGCCUUUCAUUGGGAAAGUUUAGAGGUGAACGUGUCGAGGAGUCAAUAGAGGUAUGCAAAAAAAAAGUGUAUUUUGUGAAAGCGUAGGCCAAGAUUAUUUUUGUUACGCUGAAAUUUGUGAAAAUACCAAAUGUAAUUGUACAAAGAAGUUUGUAUGUACACACGCAUCGGCAUAUUUUUGAUUGCUGACCAGCAAAUACGUUUAUAUAUAAAUAUAUACGGUGCCAUGAUUCCGUGUCGUCCGAGUUGAUAUGAACUGAAUGUGUUAUCGUUGCUCUUUUGGCCUGUGACAGCAAAUACUUUUAUUGUAGAGUGAUCUUAUGCGAUCUCAUUUUUUUUGUUCCACUGUGUAUGAAUUAACAAAAAUCAAAUGUGUUACUAAAGUAGUCAUUAGAAAUCUCAGGUUGUAACCGUCACUAUACAUGGUAGUUAUGAAAAUAUACAUGAACGAGAACUGGUAAAUGUUUGAAAACCUCCUAUAGACACAAAGUGAAAAAAACUAUUUUUUAAAAAAUUCCAAUGAUUUGCCCAGUUUUCGUCCUUUUAGCUUAUUUCUUUGGCAUUUUUGUAAGAAACUACUUUUUUGGAAGAAUUAUAAAUUUUGAUUUUUUUUAUUCCUUUCAAAAACGAAAUUUUUUUUUUUAUCAGCGAUGAAAUGUCUCUCUCAUAAGUCAUAUUCCACAUUUAUCGCCCAUUUACUUGAGUGAAUUGAAACAGUGACCAAAAACCUGUGUUUUAGUAUGAUUUUAGAACGUGUAUAUGUUUUGAAACUAAGUGUGUGUUUGAGUGCAAACAUAUUUACGGUGAUUGUCAGUUGUACUGACCAAUCCAUGUUGUUUGUAUCUCAUAUAUUGUUACUAUAUAUAUAUACAUAUAUACAGAGACCAAUCACAACUUUAUUACUGUAAUAGUUCCAAGAGAACUUUAAAUAUAUUAAGUGAUGGGUGUCACAAAAGUGAUAUGGAAUUUAUGAAGAUACUUAUAUUUCUGUUUUAUGUUCAUGUACUUUAAAUUAUUGAAUA
This is a messenger RNA of Saccostrea echinata, 3237 nucleotides long. RefSeq lists its product as uncharacterized. The record is from RefSeq and is a predicted model, not a curated record. The coding region runs from base 179 to 1288 and encodes 369 amino acids. NCBI's taxonomy places the organism in Eukaryota, Metazoa, Mollusca, Bivalvia, Ostreida, Ostreidae. The transcript is spliced from 2 exons.